AUGAACCAGGGGAUCCGAGUCGUGCUUGAUGUCACGGAGGGACUGAGGGAUUGCAGUGUCACCUGUGACAAUUUCUUCACCUCUUACGAACUCGGACAGCAGCUGCUGAAAAGGAAGAUGACCAUGGAGCUCCUACUUGGGCUGUUCCUGCCGAAGGGAAGAGCGGCGAUCACAUCAAACACAGCUGAGGCCACUGGACGCUCAUCCAGUGGAAAUAUUGGUUAUAAGCUGCUCUUAUUUGAUAAUUUAACCUUUAUUGUGGUUUUUCAUUUGUUUACAUUAGACUUUCAGCUCAACAUGUUGAACAGAUUUUCACUAAAAUCUGAAGUGAAACUUCUGAACAGGUCCAAGGACAGACGGAAAGUUCUGGACUUCAUUUGCAUAAUAUACAGAAAGAACAGUUCUGAAUGUUUACCUCUACAUCUGACCAGCUGA
This is a messenger RNA of Xyrichtys novacula (pearly razorfish), 435 nucleotides long. The record is from the annotation of a GenBank genome assembly. Lineage: Eukaryota; Metazoa; Chordata; Actinopteri; Labriformes; Labridae.